AUGGAGGACUCUAGCAAUUGUGAUAAAGCUUGUGAUGGAGAGACUGGAGGGAUGAUCCUAAAUGAGAUGACUACGGUGCCGAAAUGUGACCUUCAACCCCUCAAUAUCGAUUCGUUUUUUUGCUCUGACUGUGAUGUUACCUCUGUGGUUUCUAUGAAGGAGGAUUGUGGGUCACCUAUGUCAUCACGGGUUUCCGAUCCCGAAACUGACAUCAAAGCUGUCACCAGUUGUCAUGUAAUGCCUGAGGAAUUUCUUCAGGAUGUUGACCUUGAAGGAAACUAUGAAAACCAGUUCGUUGCGGUGGAAAACAAUGACGAUGAUUUUUCUUGGGAGAUGGACAAUAGAAGUUAUGAAGAGUUGCUCAAAAAGUUCAUUGAAAAGGAGGAAGAAUUAAGAGUUUCCAAUUUCAAGUUUCAACUUUCGGAACAAGAGAUUAUAGGGUUGAAAGUUAAGGUUGAGAAGAGUGAGAGUCAGAUUAGUGAUAUGCAUGAAAAGUUGGAGUUAAAAGAGUAUGAGUUGAAUGAACAAAAAGAGCUUUUGAAUAAAGAGAUUUUCAAGUUGAUGACUCAUAUCAAAAAAAGUGAGAGUCAUCUUGAUAAUGUGCUUGAAGAAUUAAUGGUGAAUAAGGGUCAGCUUUUUAUGAUGCAUGAAAAAUUGAAUCUGAAAAAUGUUGAGCUUGAUAAUGUGCAUGGAGAAUUAAACCUGAAAAAUGUCGAGCUCGAUAAUGUGCGCAAAGAAUUGGAGUUGAAAGCGAGUCAGUUUGAUAAUGUCUGCGAAGAAUUGAAGCUGGAAUCAGAUGAGUUGAAUGAACAAAAGAAAAAGGAACUUGAUAAUAAGUCAUCUAUGACUCUUGAGUUGCAAUAUCGGAUUAAAGAGGAAAAGGAAAAUACGGCAAUAUUAAAAAGCAAGUUAGAAAGCUUGGUUAGAAUAAAUGAGGAGAAUGACAUUAACCACCAGGAGGAGUUGAGAAAAUUGAUUUCAACAAUGUUUGAUUUGCAUGUUAAGUCCUUUUGGAAGAAAGAAGAGUUGCAUUCUGAUAUUGCAAGUUUGUCAAAACAAAAAGAACAAUUGACCUCAAAACUAGAGUAUUAUGAGUCUAGAAACAAGGCAUUAGAACAAGGAUAUGAAGCUGAAAAACUGAAACAGAAAAAACUGCAUUCUGCUCAACUAAUGGCCUUGCAUAAUGGAAUCAGUUAUUUGAAGAAAAAACUUGGUGACAGAAUAAAUGAUGUAGAACAAAACAGAACAGUUUGA
Molecule: messenger RNA, 1254 nt
Organism: Vicia villosa (hairy vetch)
Lineage: Eukaryota; Viridiplantae; Streptophyta; Magnoliopsida; Fabales; Fabaceae
Exons: 1
Coding region: 1-1254 (417 amino acids)
Source: RefSeq, a predicted model, not a curated record